Messenger RNA from Emiliania huxleyi CCMP1516, 5054 nucleotides. RefSeq lists its product as hypothetical. Bases 1 to 4839 code for a protein of 1612 amino acids. Gene Ontology annotation, biological process: transmembrane transport. Gene Ontology annotation, cellular component: membrane. Gene Ontology annotation, molecular function: ABC-type transporter activity; ATP binding; ATP hydrolysis activity. The transcript has 8 exons. Lineage: Eukaryota; Haptophyta; Isochrysidales; Noelaerhabdaceae. The record is from RefSeq and is a predicted model, not a curated record.
AUGGCGGAGAUCAAGCCGCGGGGCGCGGACGCCGCACCGCCCGGCUAUUUCAGCCUCUGGUUCUCGGCCAUCAUGCCAACCAACAAGCUCGCGCACAAGCGCCGGCUCGAGGAGGAGGAUCUCCCAGGGCUCAUGGAGACUGACAAAGUGGCGGCCGUCUACUCGUCGUUCCAGUCGAGCUACAAGGCGCGCCCUCCCAACGACGCGCCCGGCUUCGGGCGCCGCGCCUCAACCCCCCAGCCCUGCCCCCAGGCGACACCGCUCGCCGGGCGCGCGCUUCGCCCGGCGGUGCUGCGGCUGGCGGGCGUGAGCGCGGUGCUUUACGGCCUGUACGUCGGCUGCAUCGUGGGAGGGCCGCUCAUCCUGCGCCGCUUCCUCGAGCUCAUCGUCGAGGAGCAGGCGUGCGACGCCCACGCCGGCAACGGCACCCUGCCCACCGAGUACGGCUUGAGCUGCGACGAGCGCUGGUUCGGGUACGUGCUCGCCGUCAUCCUGCUCGUGACGCGGAUCAUCGGCUCCUUCUGCCUCUCGCACUCGGAGAUGCUGAUGACGCGCGCGGCGCUGCGCGCGCGCUCCGUGCUCAUGACGGGCCUCUUCCGCAACGACCCUUCUCGGAUCCCUCUCGGAACCUUACUGCUAGGCGUGCACGAGUCGUCGACCGGCCAGAUCCAGACGCUGAUGGCCAUCGACGCGGAGGUGGUGCUGAUGGUUGCGCCGGUGGUCAACAUGCUCUGGUCGGCGCCGGUCCAGUUCGUCAUCUACCUCGUCCUGCUCGGCCUCCUCAUCGGCAAGGCGCUCGGCGUCGGCAUCGCCGUCAUGGCCUUCUUCCUCUUCGUCUCCAAGCGGCUGCUCAAGAUCCGGCGCGAGCAGCUCAAGCUCACCGACCAGCGCGUCAAGGUGACCAACGAGCUCGUGCAGGGGAUGCGCGUCGUCAAGCUCUGCGGCUGGGAGGAGUCGAUGAAGAGCCGCCUCCUCGCCAUCCGGUCCAAGGAGAUGGUCAAGAUCCGCGCGGGGCGGUACAUCACCGCCCUCUUCUCCACGCUGCUCGCGACGCAGCUCCUCUUUGUCGCCGUCGGAACCUUUGGCUCGUACGUCGGAUUCGGAGGCGCUCGCUCCGGGCCCGGAGGGAAAGGGGACCGCCGGGGCCCUCCCAUGAGCCUCCUCGGCGCCGUCCUAGGCACGCUCACCGGCCCGAGCACGAUGACUGCGCUCGCCUACCUGACGCAGCUUCGCUUCCCGCUCUCCUUCCUGCCCUUCAUCGUCAUCCAGACUCUCAACCUGCGCAUCUCGCUCACCCGCGUGAACCGCUUCCUCAAAAACAAGGAGAUUGGCCAAAAGACGCUCCUUCCCGCGCCCGCGCCGACGGCCGCCGACGAGGCCGCCGACGUGCUGCGCAAGGCGGCGUCGCCAGAGUCGUCGCCGCCGCCCUCGCCGCCGCCGCCCUCGCCGCCGCCCUCGCCGCCCGAGGUUCUCGAGACGCCGACCGAGGAGGGCUCCAUCACGCCGCCCGAGGCUACGGCCGCGGCGGCGGCGCUGCGCGGCUCCUUCCUGUGGUCGGCGCCCGACUUGCCGCCGCCGCGCAAGGGCAAGGGCAAGGGCGGAGGCGCAAAGGGCGGCGGGCGCGGCGGCGGGCGCACGCGUGCGCUCUCGUGGAAGCGCUCCUCCGUCGGCUCCUCCGCCGGCGGCGCGGCGGCGGGCGGCGGCCGCGGCGGCGGCGUGGCUCGCUCCUCAACGUCGGCCGUGCGGCUGUCGAGCCUCCGCCGCGCGCUGCGGCGCCCGCCCCCCGUGCUGGAGGAGCCGACGCGCUCCCACCCAGUGGCGAUGGGCGUGAAGGCGUCGCCGCUCGACAUGAUGGAGGACGCGCCGAGCAGCUCGCGCGCGCCCGCCAAGCCGACCCUGAUCGACCUCGACGUCGAGCUCAAGCGCGGCGAGCUGACGAUGCUCGCCGGCGCGGUGGGGUCGGGCAAGUCUUCGCUCCUCGUCGCGCUCCUCGGCGAGAUGGAGUCGGACCGCGGCGCCUCCUUCUCGCUCGACGGCUCGGUGGCCUACGCGGCGCAGACGCCCUUCAUCGCCUCGGACACGAUGCGUAGCAACAUCCUGUUUGGCUCGCCGAUGGACGAGGCGUGGUACGAGAAGGUGGUCGAGGCGUGCGCGCUGAGCGCCGACUUGGAGAUCCUCGCGGGCGGCGACAUGACGCAGAUCGGCGAGAAGGGCAUCAACGUCUCGGGAGGCCAAAAGGCGCGGAUCGCGCUCGCACGCGCCGUCUACGCGAACGCGGACAUCUACCUGCUCGACGACCCGCUCUCCGCCGUCGACGCGCACGUGGGCAAGCACCUCUUCCAGCGGGUCCUCGGGCCGCACGGCCUGCUCGCCGGCAAGACGCGGCUGCUCGUGACGCACCAGACGCAGUACCUGCCAGCCGCGGACGAGGUCCUCCUCAUGGAGGCGGGAGGCAUCCUCGCGCGCGGGGCGUACGCCGAGCUGCGCGCCUCGGCGGUGACGUCCGCCCUGCCCGCCCUCGCCGGGCUCGAGGAGGACCUGCAGCUCGACGCCGCGCCGGAUAGCGAGCCGGACGCGUCGGAGGGCGGCGGCGAGGCGGGCGGCGCGGACGUCGGCGAGGCGGACGGCGCGGACGGCGGCGAGGCGGGCGGCGCGGACGGCGGCGAGGCGGACGGCGCGGGCGCAAAGGGCGAGCGGCCUUCGCUCAGCGAGCAGACGAUCGGCCUGCGCGAGCGGACGGUGGUCGAGAUCGGCGACGCGAGGAAGGACGACGCCGGCGCUCACCUGAGCACGCUGGAGGAGCGGCAGACGGGCUCGAUCUCGUCCGCAGUGUGGCGCGCGUACAUCGCCGCGGGGGGCGGGCGGGGCCUCGUCCUCAUCGCAGCCGUCAUGUGCUGCGUCGACCGCGCGCUCGUCACGAUGACCGACAUCUGGCUGACGUACUGGAUCGAGGCGAAAUGGGACCGGCACCCCGACGACAUCGACUUUUGGAUCCCGAUCUACGUCGCGUUUGCCUUUUGCGCCUCGAUCGCCGUCUACGGCCGCUCGGUCUUCGUGCUGGUCGUGAUCGGCUGCCGCGCCGCGGCGAGGCUGCAGGUCCAGCUGCUCGACACGAUGCUGCGCGCGCCGACCUCCUUCUUCGAGACGACUCCCUCCGGGCGGAUCCUGAACCGCUUCACCUCCGACACGGAGAUGUGCGACAACACCGUGCUGAUGAACCUGCAGCAGUGGAUCAACUGCAUCAUGCCCAUCGCCUCGACCAUCGUCGUGGUCUCCGUGGUGAACCCGAUCUUCGUGCCGUGGCUCCUCGUCCUGUGCGUGCUGUACGUCUGCCUCUACCGCUUUUUUGUGUCGCGCUCCCCGAUCUACUCGCAGUUCUCCGAGACGCUCUCCGGCCUCACCACCAUCCGCUCCUACGGCGCGGAGCGCCGCUUCGAGGCGGACGCGGAGCGGCUCGUCAACCGCAACACGCGCUCCGCCUACGCGCAGUACCUGCUCCAAGCCUGGGUCUCCCUCUUCCUCGACAUGAUGGCGUCCUCCAUCGUGUUUUGCGCCGCGCUGCUGCCGCUGGUCGCCCUCGAGCUCGGCUGGACCAUCGAGGUCGCACUCGUCGGCCUCUCCCUCACCUACACCUUCGAGCUCUCGCAGUUCCUCAAGCACGCGACGCGGAUGACGCUCGAGCUCCAAAAGUCCUUCGCCGGCACCGCGCGGGCUCGCGGCGGCAUCGAGCGCAUCGUCGAGUACAUCCGCCACGUCCCGGCGGAGCGGCAGGGCGGCGACGCGCCGCCCGCCGCCAGCUGGCCCUCUGCGGGCGUCAUCGUCGUCACCAAUCUCACCGUCCGCUACCGGCCGGAGCUGCCGCCGGCGCUGCGGGGCGUGAGCUGCGCGAUCCCCGCAAAGGCAAAGGUGGGCGUCGUCGGCCGCACGGGCAGCGGCAAGUCCACCUUCCUCUCGACCGUCUGGCGCGCCGCGCGCCAGAGGGUGGGCGAGCAGCGGCGCCCGCGCCUCAUCGAGGCGGAGGGGGGCGCGGACGGGCGUGGGCUCGGCGCGAUCCAGAUCGACGGCGUCGACAUCUCGCGCCUCAACCUCUCGCAGCUCCGCUCGCGGCUGGCAAUCAUCCCGCAGGACCCGGUGCUCUUCAACGACACGGUGCGGUACAACCUCGACCCUUUCGGCACCGCCGACGACGACGAGCUCGAGCGCGUGCUCGAGCUGGUGCAGCUGGCCGACGCGAUCCGCGCCGUCGAGGGCGGCCUCGACCACAAGGUGUCCGAGGGCGGCGCAAACUUCUCCGUCGGCCAGCGCCAGCUGCUCUGCCUCGCGCGCGCCACGCUGCGCCGCUCCUCUGUGCUCGCGCUCGACGAGGCGACCGCCUCGAUCGACAACGAGACGGACGCGGUGCUGCAGACGGCGAUCCGGCAGAUGUUCGCCGAGUGCACGGUCCUCACGAUCGCGCACCGCCUCCACACCAUCAUGGACUCGUCGCACGUGAUGCUCUUCGACGCGGGCGCCCUGGCCGAGUUCGACGACCCGCACCGCCUGCUGUCCGACCCCGCCUCCUCAUUCUCGCAGCUGGUCGACAAGACCGGCUCCGCUGCGCCGCAGCUUCGCCAGAUGGCGCGAGCGGCGCACGAGGCGCGCGCCGGCGGGAGGUCGCGCUUGGCUGGCCUCGACACGGACGGCGACGGCGUCGUGGACGUCACGGAGCUCGCCGCGCUCACCGGCGGCGACGCUGCGGCGGCGCGCCUGGCGGCGCUCGACAGCAACCAGGACGGCGUGCUCGACGAGAGCGAACUGAAGUCCACAAGGUCGGCCAUCGGCGCCGCUUCGCGCUUGUGAUGGAGUGGACGGUUGCGGGCAGGAGGCUGGCGCAGCCGGCGUGGUGGCUGCGAGGUGGGCGAGCCGGACUCUUACUUGCCAGCAGAGGGCGCCCGCCUGGAGAUGUGGUGGUGUCGGCUCGUGGUGUUUGGAGAGAAAGCACAGAAAGGGGCACAUGACUGUCGAGACAGUGCGGGGAUAUUAUUAUCGUGGUUUGUAAAAGCGACAAGAGAGAG